UGGAAAAUUGGGGAUUCUGAGUUGGAAAGGAUCAGAAAUCUGGCUUAUAAAUCUCCAAGGAUUUGGAGAUGAUUAAACAGCACAGUUUGAAUCAGCGUCGAUCAUAUGGGGAAAGUGUCAUCAAGUCCCUUCCAUUCCUUUUCACAUUUACAAUUUCUGAUCCAAUGGCUUCUGGGUCUGGCUUCAAGCGAUCGGACACCAUAGCUGAUAGCAUGCCUGAGGCUUUGAGACAAUCUCGGUACCAUAUGAAGAAAUGCUUUGCUACGUAUACAUCAAAUGGGAGGAGGUUAAUGAAGCUCCACCAUUUAAUGGAAGAAAUGGAGAGAUCAAUCCAGGAUAAGCUUGAAAGAGCCAAGGUCUUGGAAGGUUUACUUGGCUACAUCCUCUGUUCCACUCAGGAAGCAGCUGUUGUUCCUCCUUAUGUUGCAUUUGCUGUGAGACCCAAUCCUGGAUAUUGGGAGUUUGUUAAGGUGAACUCUGAAGAUCUUUCAGUUGAUGGAAUCACUGCUGCAGAGUACUUGAAAUACAAAGAAAUUAUCUGCGAUGAGAAAUGGGCGAAAGAUGAAUAUGCAUUGGAAGUGGAUUUUGGAGCAUUUGACUACUCUAUUCCUCAUGUAACCCUAUCAUCUUCUAUCGGUAAUGGGCGCAACUAUGUCUGUAAGUUCAUAACUUCAAAGUUGGCGGGGGGCUCUGAGAGUGCAAAGCCUUUGCUGGACUUCUUACUUGCUCUUAAUCAUCAAGGACAAAAUCUUAUGAUCAAUGAUACCCUCAACACUGUCGCCAAACUUGAAGGGGCAUUAGUAGUAGCGGAUGUAUAUGUUUCAGCACUUCCCAAAGACACCCCAUAUCAGAAGUUUGAGCAGAGGUUUUCUGAGUGGGGUUUUGAGAAAGGAUGGGGUGAUACUGCAGAAACUGUCAAAGAGACAAUGAGAUCACUCUCAGAGGUACUCCAAGCACCAGAUUCAGUGAACAUGGAGAAAUUCUCCAGUAGGCUUCCGACAAUAUUCAACAUUGUCAUCUUCUCUAUCCAUGGCUACUUUGGCCAAGCAGAUGUCCUUGGCUUACCUGAUACUGGCGGGCAGGUUGUCUACAUUUUAGAUCAAGUAAAGGCCCUGGAGGAUGAAUUGCUCCUUAGAAUUAAGAAGCAAGGGCUGAGUAUCAAGCCUCAAAUUCUUGUGGUUACACGACUUAUACCUGAUGCUCGAGGGACUAAGUGCAACCAAGAGCUGGAGCCAGUCUUAAACACUAGACAUUCUCACAUCCUCCGAGUUCCAUUUACGACAGAAAGUGGUGUCCUUCAUCAGUGGGUUUCCCGUUUCGACAUCUACCCCUACCUUGAGAAGUUUACUCAGGAUGCCACUGCCAAGAUCCUUGAUCACUUGGAUGGGAAGCCUGACCUCAUCAUUGGUAACUACACUGACGGAAACCUGGCAGCAUCUCUCAUUGCAAGCAAACUUGGGAUAACUCAGGGAACCAUUGCUCAUGCUCUAGAGAAGACAAAGUAUGAAGAUUCAGACAUCAAAUGGAAAGAACUAGAUGGAAAGUAUCACUUCUCAUGCCAAUUCACAGCUGACAUGAUCGCAAUGAAUUCUGCCGAUUUCAUCAUCACAAGCACAUACCAAGAAAUAGCAGGAAGCAAGGACAGGCCAGGACAGUAUGAAAGCCAUGCUGCAUUUACGCUACCAGGGCUGUGCCGAGUAGUCUCAGGCAUCAACGUCUUUGAUCCAAAGUUCAACAUUGCUGCCCCUGGUGCUGAUCAAUCUCUCUACUUCCCAUACACACAGAAACAGAAGCGGUUGACCACAUUUCACCCUGCCAUUGAAGAACUCCUAUACAAUAAACAGGAUAACAAUGAGCACUUUGGAUUUCUAGAAGAUAGGAAGAAACCAAUUAUCUUCUCAAUGGCAAGACUCGAUAUAGUGAAGAACAUCACAGGAUUAACGGAGUGGUAUGGUAAGAAUAAGAGGCUAAGGAAUCUGGUCAAUCUUGUCGUUGUUGCUGGCUUCUUUGAUCCAUCCAAAUCAAAAGACAGAGAAGAAAUAGCUGAGAUUAAAAAGAUGCAAAGCCUGAUUGAUAAAUAUCAACUUAAAGGCCAGAUCAGAUGGAUAGCAGCUCAGAAUGAUAGAGUCCGGAAUGGAGAGUUGUACCGUUGCAUUGCUGACUCAAAGGGAGCUUUUGUUCAGCCUGCUCUCUAUGAAGCCUUUGGUCUUACGGUCAUUGAGGCAAUGAACUGUGGGCUACCCACCUUUGCAACCAAUCAGGGAGGCCCAGCCGAAAUCAUUGUGGAUGGGGUCUCAGGAUUCCAUAUUGAUCCCAACAAUGGAGAUGAGUCAAGCAAUAAGAUUGCUGAUUUCUUUGAGAAGUCCAAGGAGGAUCCUGAAUACUGGAACAAAAUAUCCACAGGAGGUCUCCAGAGAAUAUAUGAAUGCUAUACGUGGAAUAUCUAUGCCACCAGAGUGUUGAACAUGGGAUCCAUCUAUGGCUUCUGGAGGCAGUUGAACAAGGAACAAAAACAAGCUAAACAAAGAUACAUUCAAAUGUUCUACAAUCUCCAAUUUAAAAACUUGGCAAAGAGUUUAUCCAUCCCAAGUGAUGGAACCCAACAACCAGCAUCAAAGCCAGAAGUUAAACCUCAAACACAGAAGCAACCACCACAAAGGCGUACACAAACCCGAUUGCAAAGGAUAUUCGGUUGAUUCCUGAAUCACAAUGGCCUUAGGAUCCUACCAUGCUUCGACUCAAAAGAGCCUUCCUCCCAGGAAUAAAGUUUUGGAGGUGAAGCAGCUCGGGUCCCCAAGCACAAGUGACGAUUGUGUUCAUUCCACCUGGUGUAAAUGGUGUUUCUUAGUUCUUACAUCAUAAAAAAGAUGUGUGGUGUGUUUAUGUGAUAAAAGAUUG
Messenger RNA from Telopea speciosissima, 2898 nucleotides. RefSeq names its product sucrose synthase 7-like. Bases 69 to 2696 code for a protein of 875 amino acids. Gene Ontology annotation, molecular function: sucrose synthase activity. Gene Ontology annotation, biological process: sucrose metabolic process. The record is from RefSeq and is a predicted model, not a curated record. NCBI's taxonomy places the organism in Eukaryota, Viridiplantae, Streptophyta, Magnoliopsida, Proteales, Proteaceae. The transcript has 17 exons.